Messenger RNA from Corticium candelabrum, 2675 nucleotides. RefSeq lists its product as uncharacterized. Lineage: Eukaryota; Metazoa; Porifera; Homoscleromorpha; Homosclerophorida; Plakinidae. The transcript has 3 exons. The record is from RefSeq and is a predicted model, not a curated record. Bases 166 to 2274 code for a protein of 702 amino acids.
CAGAAAACGAAACCUCCGAAUAUCGGUCUUUUUCCUUGUAGGGGGAGAUGACCGGUUGGACACUGGAUUGUAUCAACUGGAUCGCCUCCAAUAUUUGUUGCCCGCCCACCCGCCUUGAUAACUAUUCAUGUGAUCUUUCGGGUCACAUGCUCUGUGGCUGACGAAAUGGACGUGUCGCUGCUUUUAUGUCUUGCCUUGAUCGGGUCCUGCUUUAGCGCAUUUCGACCUCCUUCAGUACCUCUAGUCGUCAAUAACCCCUAUACGAGCAUAUGGUCUGCAGCAGAUAAUCUGUAUGACGAGUUUCCAGUGCAUUGGUCAGGAGCUAGCAUGGGUUUGACGGGUCUCAUUCGCAUAGACGGCAAGACAUAUCGCUACAUGGGACCACAGAGCUUACUAAGAGGUUCUUCAAUUCCUAAUGUUGAGCAAACAGGAGUGGCUGUAGCUCCAUCGUCUACUUACUAUACCUUCCAUCAGGAUGGAGUAAAAUUGGAUGUCAUCUUCUCUAGUGUUUCUGCUAUUCCUGUGGCCCUCUUUGAGGAUGUGGAUGUCUCAAUGUAUGAGAUUCCUGUGACAUAUCUGAACCUUACCGUGUCAUCUGAAGACAACAAAGUACACGACGUUCAACUUUAUUAUGACAAUUCUGCUGAACCAGCUGUGAUGGACUCCAAAGAAAUGGUCACGUGGUCACGCAACAGGUCAGCUGUAGAAGGUCAUCACACUAUGUCUAUAGGAACCGUCGAUCAGAAAUAUUUGCAACAGGGAUCGGAUAGAAUAAACUGGGGCUACUGGUAUACAUCAGUUGAAGACAAUGGCAAUGUGUCUACAGUUAUAACGAGUGAUGUCAAUGCAAGAGGAUCGUUUGCUAAUGGGAAAGCAUUUCCUGAUGAGGACGAUAAGCCUCCACGUGCAUGUGAAGAUAACUGGCCUGUUUUAGCUGUCUCAUGGGAUUUGGGUAAUGUGGGAGAGGGCAAUGGAGCAAGUCGUUACAUUGUUCUAGCAUAUGAUCAAGUUGUGUCCAUUCGCUAUUUUGGACAUAACAUGAUACCUUUGUGGCGGCAUCUCUACAACAAUGACACAGCAGAAAUGUUGAGAUCUGCUCAUGCUAGCGCCUCUCGUGUGGGAUUAACAUGUAUAUUAACGGAUGCUUUUCUUAUUGGGGUGAUCUCUGCAAACAUUAGUCCAGCUGACAAUUACAGUACGAUAGCAACAUUAGCCUGGCGACAAACUGUGGGCGGAACACAGUUAGUAUGGAAUGACAUAUUAGAACAAGAAUGGGCUUUUCUGAAGGAAAUUUCAAGUGGUGGUGCUGUGAACACAGUUGAUGUUCUCUAUCCGGGUUCUCCUCUUCUUCUAUAUAUUUUUCCCACUCGAUUGCAGAAGCUUCUAAUGCCAAUUCUUGCAUAUGCUAAUAAUGAAACAAAAGCAUACGGUGAGUAUAUUCCUUACAACCUUGCCUGGGCACCACAUCAUCUCGGUCAUUGGCCCAUUUGUGAUCUUGCUCCAAAUCAUCAAGAGCAGAUGCCAAUGGAAGAGACUGGUAACAUGCUCAUCAUGAUAGCUGCCAUAGCAAAACGGUACAGAAAUAUAGAAAAACUGGCCUUUCCGAGUCAACCGGGAUCAUUGACGUAUCUAAAACCCUACUGGCCUUUGCUUCGUAAAUGGGGAGACUAUUUAGUAUCCAACCUUCCAGAUCCAGGCAACCAGUUGUGCACAGAUGAUUUUGAAGGUCCUUCUCCACAUAAUGCAAAUCUUGCGAUCAAAGGAAUUGUUGGCCUUGGAGCACUAGCAUAUUUACUCGAACAAGAUGGUCAGAAAGACAUAGCUACACACUACUUAAUGCAAGCAAAGAAUUUUGUAACAAUGUGGAUGAAAAAUGCUAGUGAUGGAGAUCAUUACCGAAUGCAGUACAAUCUGCCCGACACGUGGUCACUCAAAUACAAUCUUUUGUAUGAUCGAUACCUUGGUUUAAAUUUGUUUCCUCAAUCAGUGUAUGAUUUGGAAUGUGCUUAUUAUCAAAAGAAGAUGAAUGCAUAUGGUGUUCCUCUUGACAAUCGUGCAGACUUUACAAAAACUGACUGGCUCAUGUGGAUCGCCUCAAUUUGCAAUCAUGACCAAUUUGAUGCAAUUACAAACAGUGUGUAUCAUUUUGCUGAUAUGAGUCCAGAUCGGGUUCCAUUCAGUGAUUGGUAUUUCACAACAACUGGUAAAGUGAAGGGCUUUAGAGCUCGUCCAGUUAUUGGAGGUAUCUUUGCUGCCAUGAUAUCUAGCACCUAAAGAGAUCAAGAUCAAAAUCAAGUGAUGAGCUUGCUGGAUUGAGAAUUUGAGUUUUGAGAUUGCAUAACCAGCAAAUCUGUAUUAAUUAAUGCUUCCUUAUUUGCUUGUAUUUUUGCUGGUUGUUCUUUCCAGGAACUUGACUCCUGCCAAUAUUUGCUAUUUGUGUACCAAGAAAUGAGUAUCUCCUCAACUUUGUUGGAAAUCACAGUGAACUUUACUGGUAAUCAAGCGGACAAUCAACACAGUAUAACUGCACGCAUUAAAGACAGAUUUAUGACACAGCAUGUAUGGAGUGUCCAUACUCUACUGACUUGUCCAGCCUUUCUGCUUGACUGAGUGCCUGAUUUAUAAUUAUUGUAAAAGAAUGGACUGGUUAAACAUCUCUUACCGUUUAGUAAUUA